Messenger RNA from Aspergillus calidoustus, 1470 nucleotides. The record is from the annotation of a GenBank genome assembly. NCBI's taxonomy places the organism in Eukaryota, Fungi, Ascomycota, Eurotiomycetes, Eurotiales, Aspergillaceae.
AUGGCUACUUACCCCACUGCUGACCAAGGGGCAGGAACCCUUGAGCUUGGUUCCGAGAAGGACCCUCGCAUCGACCAUGUCGAAGACCCAAAAGCUCACAUUAUUCUACCCGAUGAUCUCACCGACAGUAAGAAGCGAAAGGUCAUCCGACGAAUCGACCUCAGGCUUCUACCGAUACUCGGAGUCAUGUACUCGAUUUCGCUGAUUGACCGCACAAACCUUGGGUUGGCCCUUGUGGCUGGUAUGCAGGAAGACCUCGACCUUGCCGUGGGCGAUCGGUACACUAUCAUCGUCAUGUUGUUCUUCAUUGCAUACAUUAUAUUUGAGAUUCCCAGUAAUCUGAUCCUCCCCAAAGCCGGUGCUGCCAACUGGCUGUCGUUCUUGGGCGCCUCGUUCGGAGCAAUCCUAAUCGGCAUGGGCUUCACUCACCAUUGGGCUACUAUGGCUGUCUGCAGAACACUACUGGGCGUAUUCGAGGCGGGAUUCCUUCCAGGCUGCACGUACCUGAUCACCUGCUGGUACACGCGGUUCGAAGUCGGGAAGCGACUCUCGGCCUUUUGGAUUCUCUCCGUUCUCGCAAGCGGCUUCUCGGCGAUUCUCGCGUACGCAUUCACAUUGCUAGAUGGCCGCGAGGGACUCGGAGGUUGGCGCUGGAUCUUCAUCAUCGAGGGCGCCAUCACAGUUGGAAUCUGCCUUUUCGGCCGCCUGAUAAUCAUCGACUUCCCCACAAAAGCCGGCUCCUUCCUCAGUGCCACCGAAAAGGCCUUUGUGAUCAACCGCAUCAACGACGACCGCGGCGACGCCGAAGAAGACGAGGUCUCUCUCUCCAGAAUCCUCUUCCACCUCCGCGACUGGAAGCUGUAUAUCUGGUCCUUUAACCUCAUGGCGUCCACAUUGCCAGGAUACGCCUACUCGUACUUCCUACCUAUAAUCCUCCGGGACGGGAUGGGGUUUAGUACCACGCAGUCGCAGCUGUUGAGCUGUCCGCCGUAUGUCUUUGCUGCCAUUAUGACGCUCGUCUCGGGGUGGCUCGGGGAUCGGUACAAAAUUCGCGGUCCGGUUAUUGCGGUGCACCAGCUCCUGACGGCUGCUGGGAUGCUCAUUACGGCGUAUGGCAAGGCAAAUGCUGCGAGGUAUUUCGGGUCGUUCUUGGGCAUCGGCUUCCUCCAAUUCUGCAUCCCAGGCGUUCUCACCUUCCAAGCAAACAACAUCACCUCGCACUCGAAGCGCGCCGUCGCGUCUGCGACUUGUCUCAUUGGCGGUGGCGUCGGAGGCGUUAUUGCUAGCUCGGCGUUCAAGUCAAGUGAAAGCCCGCAAUACACUACGGGGAUUUGGGUUACGUUUGCGAUAUCCAUGAUGAGUAUCUUCCUGACUAUGGUUCUUGAUGUGUAUAUCUGGAGGAAGAAUAGAGCUGUCAAGGCUGGGAGGGCGGUCAUUGAAGCGCGCGAGGGGUGGCUUUACACGCUGUAG